Messenger RNA from Aspergillus steynii IBT 23096, 7684 nucleotides. Its product is annotated as lovastatin nonaketide synthase. Gene Ontology annotation, biological process: secondary metabolite biosynthetic process; fatty acid biosynthetic process. The transcript has 12 exons. Bases 1 to 7644 code for a protein of 2547 amino acids. Lineage: Eukaryota; Fungi; Ascomycota; Eurotiomycetes; Eurotiales; Aspergillaceae. The record is from RefSeq and is a predicted model, not a curated record. Gene Ontology annotation, molecular function: fatty acid synthase activity; 3-oxoacyl-[acyl-carrier-protein] synthase activity; phosphopantetheine binding.
AUGCAGCAGGACGACGAUCCCAUCGCCGUCGUUGGCUUCUCGUUGAAAUUCCCGCAGGAUGCCGACUCUGCGGAAUCCUUCUGGCAGAUGCUGCGCGACGGCCAGAAUGCCUCCACGGACUUUCCGCCGUCCAAGUUCCACAUCGACGCCUUCGAGGGUCGCAAGGGCGCCUUGAAUGGCACCAUGCCCCUGCGAGGCGGUCACUUUCUGAAACAAGACCUGGGCCUGUUCGACGCCCCGUUCUUCUCCAUCACGCCCGCCGAGGCCGAGGCCAUGGAUCCCCAGCAGCGCAUCAUGCUCGAGACGUCCUAUCGCGCGCUGGAAAAUAGCGGCAUCCCAGUGACACGCUGCACGGGGAGUCGCACCUCCGUCUACACGGCCACCUUCACCGAUGACUACAAAAGCGUCCUCAUGGACGCCCCCGACCACCUGCCCAAAUACGCCGCCACCGGCCUGUCGGGCUCCAUGCUGGCGAACCGCGUCUCCUGGUUCUACGACUUCAAGGGACCCAGUAUGAAUCUGGACUCGGCGUGCUCGAGCAGUCUGAGCGCGCUGCACAUCGCCUGUCAGGAUCUGCACAACGGCACGUCGCAAAUGGCCCUCGUCGGCGGCUGCAACCUCGUCUUCCACCCCGAUUUCAUGCUCAUCAUGUCGAACAUGGGCUUCCUGUCCGCCGACAGCCGCUGCUGGAGUUUCGACCACAAGGCGAACGGCUACGCCCGCGGCGACGGCUUCGGCGUCGUCGUGCUCAAGAAGCUGUCCGCCGCCGUGCACGACGGCGAUACCAUCCGCGCCGUCAUCCGCGCCACGGGCCUGAACCAGGACGGCCGCACGCCCGGCGGCAUCACGCAGCCCAGCGGCGCGGCGCAGCAGGCCCUGAUCCGCGAGACGUUUGCGCGCGCGCGCCUGGACAUGCGGCCCGUGCGGUUCUUCGAGGCGCACGGCACCGGCACGGCCCUGGGGGAUCCGACCGAGUCGAGAGCGAUCGGGGAGUCGUUUAAGGAGUUCCGAUCGCACGAGGAUCCGCUGUACAUUGGCGCGGUGAAGUCGAAUAUUGGCCAUCUGGAAGGGGGGAGUGGCGUGGCGGGGUUGUUGAAGACGGUGCUGAUGCUGGAGAGGGGCGUGAUUCUGCCGAAUGCCGGCUUGGAGAAGGUCAAUCCGAGGAUUGAUACGGAGGAGCUGAAGAUUAGAUUUCCGACGGCGUCGAUACCCUGGCCGGAUACGGGGCUGAGGCGCGCCUGCGUCAAUUCUUUCGGAUUCGGAGGAUCGAAUGCGGUGGUGAUUCUCGACGACGCGCUGCAUUAUCUGCAGGAACAGGGGAUCGCAGGCCUGCAUCGGACGGUAGAAUUACAGACCUCCGACGAACGACCAGCGAAGAAGGCGCGUCUGGAUACAACGAUCCAGUCGUCUCAGACGCCGCAGCUAUUAACUUGGUCGGCGGCCGACGAAACGACGCUGAACACGAUGCUGGAUUCCUACGGCGAGUUUGUGCAUCCCGCCAACGGACACUCGUUAUCGGCAUCAUUCAUCCCCGACAUGGCAUAUACGCUGACGGCCAAACGAACGAAUCACGCCUGGCGCUCGUACGCAGUCGCAGGGAACAGCGAGGAUCUGGAAUCGUUGGAGAAAUGGAGCGCGAAACCGACCAAGGCCAGUGACGAGCCGGGAUCGGUGGCUUUCGUGUUCACGGGGCAGGGUGCACAGUAUCCGAGAAUGGGAUACGGGCUGCUGGCCUUCCCCUUCUUUCAAUCCCGAUUGACGGAGAUCGAGAAGAUUCUGCAUGGCCUGGGAUAUGGCUGCUCUUUGCGCGAAUUUCUCUCGGAUCGCUCGUCCCCGAUGAAUGAACCGGAACACAGUCAGACGUUGACGACUGCCAUUCAGAUUGCGAUUGUCGACUUUCUCAAGUCGUUGGAUGUCGUUCCUGCGGCGGUGGUGGGCCACUCGUCGGGUGAAAUCGGCGCGGCGUACUGCGCAGGCGUCAUCAGCGACGUAACGGCCCUCACGAUCGCCUUCCACCGAGGCCGUCUUGCUCAGCAACUUCCCAACCUUCACUCCGCGUCGCAAGGCAUGCUCGCGGUGGCCAUGAGUGAGACCGAGAUCAAGCCCUUCAUCGACCGACUCAAGGAACACACCGACGCGCCCCGAGUCCAGAUCGGCUGCCAUAACAGUCCCCAGAGUCUCACUCUCACCGGAGAUGCCGACCAGCUCGCGCUCAUCCAAGCCUGGCUCGACGAAGGCAAGCACUUCUGUCGCAAACUCCGCGUCAACGUGGCCUACCACUCCGUGUUCAUGGAAGCCGUCAAGGAGGAAUACCGACUCGCCCUGAAGGACAUCGACAAGGAUCCCGUCCGCCAGGAUCUGAUCCCCAUGAUCUCCAGCGUCACCGGCACCAUCGCCCGACCACGCAUGCUCUGCGACCCCGACUACUGGGUGCAGAACCUCGUCUCGCAAGUCCGCUUCUCCCCGGCAGUGUCCCUGCUGGCCGUGCAAUCGGGCAAGCCGCCUCGCAAGCAUCUCACCUCCAAGAAGCCGCAGACGCUGUCGGGCAUCAAGAUGCUUGUGGAGAUCGGUCCCCACGCGACGCUGCAGGGCCCGUUGCAGCAGAUUCUCACCAAGGCGCGCGCCCAGGACCGUCUCAGCUACACCGCCACCCUGAACCGCCAGAAGGAUGCCACCCGGGCGAUCUUGGAGGCUGUUGGCCGUCUCUGGGGUCUUGGAUAUCCAGUCGACCUGCUCAAGGCGAAUGGUAUCAGCAGUGCGGCGCCCCGGCCGGUGCGGACAGACUUGCCCGAGUAUCCGUUCAACCACUCCAGGAGCUACUGGUAUGAAGAUCGACUGAGCUCUGCGUUCCGAUUCCGAAAGCACCCUCCCCACGAGCUCCUGGGGACUCUGACCGUCGACUCGAACUCCCAAGACGCGCGCUGGCGCAAUAUCAUCGACCUCGAGAAACUCCCAUGGCUGGAGGACCACCAAAUCAGCGGCGACAUCCUCCUCCCCGGCGCCGCAAUGCUCUCGAUGGCCAUCGAAGGCGUGCGCCAACUCUCCACCGACCCGCCCACCGGCUUCGACAUCCGCGACAUCCACUUCCUCAACGCCCUCCAAGUCCCGUCCUCCCCCGGCAUCGAAACCCAAGUCUGCCUCACCAAGCAGCCCUCCACCGACACCCAGCCGUGGUUCAAAUUCCGCAUCCUCACCUUCACCUCCGACUGGCUCGAGCACUGCACCGGGUCCAUCCGCCCGCAGUUCGACGGCCAACAACCCGCCCCAGCUCCAUACGCCUCCGACCUCCGCGCCACCACCCAAACCUGCACCGAAGACGCCCAGAUCAGCCGCGUCUACGACUCCAUCCGCUCCAACGGCGUCAGCUACGGCCCCAUCUUCCAGACCCUCCGCGACGUGCGCAUCGACAAGACCGGCGCCGCCGUCGCCCAGGUCGCGCCCUUCUCAACCGACCCCCGCGCCAUCGAGUCCGCCAAUCUCGACCUCGCCCCGUACGUCAUGCACCCGUCCGUCCUGGACGGCCUGUUCCAGAUGGUCUUCCCGGCGCUGAACGAGGGCGGGGCCCGCGACAUCCCAGCCAUGGUCCCUUCGUACGUCAAGAAGCUGUUCAUCUCCGCGGACGCCGCCGCGCAGGGCGGCCAGGUGCCGCUGCAGGCGAGUAAUCGGUCGCGUCUGCACGGGUUCCGCGGCACGCAGUCCUCCGUGAUCGCGAUGUCCGCGGCCGGCGAUAAACUGCUCUCCUACAUGGACGGGUACGAGACGACGUUCGUGUCGCAGACCGGAGGCGCGGAAUCCCCCGACGACAAAGACCGACAUCUCCUCAGCUACGUGAAGUGGCAGCCGGAUCUGACGGUGAUGGAUGACGCGCAGGUGGCGCGCCUGUGUGCGCGAUCUGCGCCCCGGGUCGACGCCGCGUCGAGCGUGUUCAACACCCGUCUCUCGCUGCUCAUGCGCCACUACGUCGACGAAAUCCAGGAGGCGAUCCACCCGUCCUGGCCGGAUGGCAUCUCCAAGGAACUGGUCGGGUAUAUCACGCACGAGAGCCACCUGGAGGACGGCGAGAAGGCGAACCCCCGCGCGGCGAUCGAGGCGGAGAUCCGAGACGCCAAUAAGACGGGCGAGUUCUACGUCAGGAGAGGACAGCAGCUGUUGCGGUUUAUUCAGCAGGGCGAGACGGCCUCUGCGGAGAGCCCGGCGGAGGAGGUCAUCCCGGCGUAUCUGAACGAGCGGCUGGCGAGCGACAGUCUGGUGAAGCCGCUGGAGGUGUUUCUGUCGGCUCUGGCGCACAGGAAUCCGCUGAUGAAGAUCCUGGAUGUCGGUGCGGGCUGGCAGGAGGGUGUCCCUUGCGCGGAGAUUCUGGCGAGGACUGGCCAGGCGCCGUGGGCGCAGUAUGACUGCACGGAGAGGCGGCCGGAGGAUCUCAAGAAGGCGGAGGAGCGACUCGCUGGGUUGUCUGAUCGCGUGAAUUUCCAGGUACUCGAUGUCGACAGCGAUGCGGUCGAGCAGGGCUUCGACGAGGGUUCGUAUGAUUUGAUCGUGGCGACCUCCCUCCUCCACGCAACCCCCGACCUCAGCCACGCCCUUCGCAACAUCAGACGCCUUCUCAAGCCAAACGGCCACCUCAUUCUCUUCGGCGUCGUCGCCUCGCCCGAACUACGAACCGUCUUCGCAGGCACCCUCCUCUCCGCCUGGGGUCGAGCCCCUACAGGCCGUCCCCUCGGCGGAACCUACUCCAAGGAAACCCUCGAUCGACUGCUCUCCGACAGCGCCUUCAACGGCCUCGACUUCACGAUCCCCGACUCGCACUCCGCCGAAGACACCGACACCAGCCUCAUCAUUGCCUCGGCGCGCGAUCCAGCACCCGCACGCAAGAACCUCCCCUCCCGUCUCGCCAUCAUCACCGACGGAACAACGCCCUCCCAACUGACCUACGCGGAACAACUAAAGCAGCACAUCACCACCGCCGCAGACGCAGAGUCUGAGCUCGCGAUCGACAUCUACAGCUUCUCCGAGUUCGUGACCCGGCCGGACGCCCGCGACCGCUUCUGCAUCUCGCUGCUGGAGUACGAGACGCCGUUCUUCACGACCAUCGACGCCGCGGACUUCGAGCGACUGAAGACCGCAAUGGCCAUCACCGACGCCAUCCUCUGGGUGACUCGGGACGCGCAGUGCGGGGACCGUCCGGAGUUUCAUCUCGUGGAUGGGUUCUCGCGCUCGCUGCGCUCGGAGAACGGCACGCUGAAGUUCGUGCGGUUGGCGAUCUCCGCGGACGGAGGACCUGGCGAUGGGCAUGGGCAUGGGUUGGAUAGCGUGGUCACAGUGCUAAGGCAGGCGAAUGCCUCCGCGCUGGACGAUAUGGAGUUCGAGUACGAGGAGCGAGAUGGCGUGUUGCAGAUCCCCAGGGUCGUGCAGACCCCUGAGAUGAAUCGCAUCCAUGCGGCGAAGAUCACGCCGUAUCAGGAGCAGGAGGUCCGGGUGGGUGAGAUGCCGCUGGCGGCGGUGUUGAGGACGCCCGGGAUCGUGAACAGUGUUGGGUAUGAGGAGGUUCAGGCCGAUCUGGAUGGGGGGCUGGGGCCGGAUGAGAUAUUGAUCGAGGUGCGGGCUGUCGGGGUGAGCGCGCAGGACUACGAGAUCGCGAUGGGGAAGAAUAGCGACGAGGCGAUCUUCUCGGAGUGUGCGGGCGUGGUGAGGCAGGUUGGCGAGAAGAGUGGGUUCGCGGUUGGGGAUAGGGUCUUUGCGAGGACCCCUGGGGCGUGUACGACGGGGUUGAAGUGUAAGGCGUCGUUUGCGGCGCGUCUUCCGGAGUCGAUGGCUAUGGUCGAGGCCGCUGCGUUGCCUUCUGCUGGUGUCACGGCGUUCCAUGCGCUGGUUGGCGUGGCGCAUCUGUCCAGCGACGAGACGGUGCUCGUGCAGAAUGCCGCCGGUUCUGUUGGGCAGAUGGCGCUGCAGAUUGCGGAGCACCUGGGAGCGAAGGUCAUUGCCACCGUGGACUCGGAGGAAGAGCGCACCCUGUUGAAGGACACUUAUCAGCUCGAAUCGUCCUGGAUACUAUCACGCCGCGACACGGAGCUUCCGCGCAAGAUCGCAGCCCUGACUGCGAACCAGGGCGUCGACGUUGCGCUCAACUUCGAGCAGGGCGAUGACCUCGAUCACUGCGUCGAGGCUCUGGCGUCUUUUGGCCGACUCGUUAAUGUCGGACUGGCCAGCAGCACGCCGUCAGAUCAUCUGGUCCAAGAGCUCGCCGCGAAAUGCAUCACCAAUUCCACAUUCCACCUCUCGAACCUGCAGCGCCACCGUCCGGCUCUCAUCCGGAAACACCUCAAUAGCCUCGCCUCCUUGAUCACCUCUCACGGAAUCAAAUCCCCAACUCCCCUAUUGGCUCUCCCCGCCGCCGACCUCAUCCAGGCCCUUCAACACUUCCAGAAAGGCCAGCACGUGGGCAAGGUCGUCAUUGACCUCGCGCCCAAGCAAUCUAUCACGGCCCGCGUCCGCAACCGCCCGUCCUACACCUUCGACGCCAACGCAACCUACGUGAUCGCCGGCGGCUUCGGCGGCCUCGGCCGCAACGUCUGCCGCUGGAUGGUCAGCCGAGGGGCUCGCCAUCUCAUGAUCCUGUCGCGGUCCGGCGUGCGGACGAACUCAUCGAAGCAGCUCAUCGAGGAGCUCACGGCAGCAGGCGCGCACAUCCACGCCCCCGCGUGCGAUAUCACGCAGGCCGACGACCUGCAGCGCGUUCUGGACCAGUCCGCGCCCAAUCUGCCGCCCAUCCGGGGCUGUAUCCAAUGCACGAUGGUCCUGCGGGACGCCAUCUUCACCAACAUGACACACGCCGACUACGUCACCGGCACGCACCCCAAGGUCUUCGGCUCGUGGAACCUGCACGCCCAGCUCCCCUCGGGCAUGGACUUCUUCAUCCUCUUCUCGUCCGUCGGCGGCAUCCUGGGCGCCACCAGCCAAGCGAACUACUGCUCUGGCAACACGUACAAAGACGCACUCGCCCGCCACCGGACCCGUCUCGGCGAAAAGGCCGUCUCCAUCGACCUCGGCAUGAUGCUGUCCGAAGGCGUGGUCGCCGAGACCGACGGCAUGCUGGACUCGCUGCGCCGCCUGGGCUACUUCAUGGAAGUCAGCCAGACGGACCUGCUCGCGCUGCUGGACUACUACUGCGACAGGGCCCGCGCGGUGCUGGCGCCCUCGGAGGCGCAGAUCGUCGUGGGCAUCGAGAACCCGGCGGCGAUGGAGAGAAAGGGCCUCGAGGUGCCGCAUUGGAUGCAGAGGCCGUUUUUCAGCCAUUUCCAGCUCAUUCGCAAUGCGGGCGGUGGGGGCGCGGUGAAGAGUAGCCAGCCGGAUUCGCAGAGCGUGUUGCAGCAGAGUGCUUCGACUGAGGAAGCCGCGGCCCAUGUGGCCGAGUGGUUGGCGAAGAAGCUCUCGCAGAUCCUGGGCAUUCCGGUGGCGGAGAUCAGUCCGAAUAAGCCGAUCCAUGUGAAUGGGAUCAAUUCGUUGGUGGCGGUCGAGUUGAGGAAUUGGUUUGAGAAAAGGAUCGGGGCGGAUAUCGCGGUGUUUGAGAUUCUGGGGAGUAUGGCCAUUACGCAGUUGAGUGUGUAUGCGGCGGAGAAGAGUCGGUUUAGGGUGUCUGAAGAGUGAUGAUUUAUGAUAUAGUCCAUAGUGCAUAGUCCAUAUCCAG